AUUUUCCAUCUUAUCAGCGCGGUCACACUGGUUUUUGUUUCUGUACGUUUCGGUUGUGGAUUCCAAUUCGAUCCGUGGCCGUGCGUGGAAAAAAUGCAUAGAUAUAGAUAAGACAGGCGCAAGAGAUCAGAUAUCUAUAUCUCCGCGGAAGAGAGUGCCAGAGGCUUUCGCCUGCGGAUUUGUGGAGCCGUGAAAAGGAGCCCCGAACGAGGGAGUUGGAGCGAGUGAAAGAGAGCGAGCCAGAGCCAGAGGCGGAGGCAGCGAAGACAAAGUGCAUUUUCAGGGCGUGUUUUGUGGCCCCCCCCGCUCGAACACGGCCCCCUCCCUGCCCCCGCACAGCCUCCCACUCGUCGGGCGGCGGCGGCGACAAAUAAAAGUUUGCCACAAACAUGCUGCAAAUUCGCCAAUAACAAAAAUACAAAGUCAAGCGGAGAAACAACAAAUAAAAUCGCAAACUUCCUUUUCUGCGUGAGUGUGCGAGCUGCGUGUGUAAGUGAGUGAGUGUCUCCAAUCUUUUUUGUCUACUCCAAAACGCAGAAAGAGAGAGAAAAAUGUGUGUGCCAGUGUGUGUGUACAAGUGAAGUAAAUUAAAGCAAAGCAAAAGGCAAAACGGCAAAUAAUUGAGCGAAAAAGCAACGGAAAGAGCGGAAAAAUCAAAUAGUAGUAGUAAGCGAAAUAACGGCAAAAGGAGCCGCCAAUCAGAGAGAGGGAGAGAAAAGUGUACAAGUUGUUGUUGCUGCUGCGCAGGAGCGAAAGACAGCGAAAAAACCACCCACAACCCCCUUUAAGGCCACCACCCGCCCACAAAUGGGUGCGCAGCAGGGCAAGGACAGGGGCUCCCACUCGGGAGGUGGCGGGGGCGGAGGAGUUGCCCCCGUCAGCUGCAUUGGUCUCUCAAGCAGCAGCAGCCCCGUUGCAUCCGUCUCGCCGCACUGCAUCAGCCUCUCUGGCUCCGGGGGCAGCAACGCCCCCCUUGGCGGCGGCUCAACGCUCCGUGGCUCCCGCAUCAAAUCCUCAUCCGCCGGACACAGCGGCAACAGUGGUGGAGGAGGAGGCAGCAGCAGUGGAGGAGCAGCGGGCGGUUCUGGAGGAUUGAGCCAACGCAGCGGUGGACACAAGGACCCUAGGUGCAAUCCCUCCGUCGGACUCAACAUAUUUACCGAACACAACGGUACGAAGCACAGCUCUUUUCGCGGCCAUCCAGGCAAACACUUAGAGGCCCUGCUGCAGUCGCGUCCAUUACCUCACAUUCCGGCCGGAAGCACAGCGGCCUCUCUUCUGGCGGAUGCGGCAGAGCUCCAGCAGGAUUCCGGCGGAGUUGGUCUCCAGUGCUCCUCGCUGAGCGGUGGCCACAGCUCAACCACAUCGGUGUUCGAGUCCACGCAUAGAUGGACCUCUAAGGAGAACCUGCUGGCACCCGGCCCCGAAGAGGAUGAUCCCCAGCUGUUUGUGGCCCUAUACGACUUCCAGGCCGGUGGCGAGAACCAGCUGAGCCUAAAGAAGGGCGAGCAAGUGCGCAUACUCAGUUACAACAAGUCGGGCGAAUGGUGCGAGGCGCACUCGAACUCGGGCAACGUGGGCUGGGUGCCCUCCAACUAUGUGACGCCGCUCAAUUCGCUGGAGAAGCACUCGUGGUACCAUGGACCCAUCUCCCGCAAUGCUGCCGAAUAUCUGCUGAGCUCCGGGAUUAAUGGCAGCUUCCUGGUGCGUGAGAGUGAGAGUUCGCCGGGUCAGAGGAGCAUUAGCCUGCGCUAUGAGGGUCGUGUCUAUCACUAUCGCAUCUCGGAGGAUUCCGACGGCAAGGUCUUUGUCACCCAGGAGGCAAAAUUCAACACCCUAGCAGAGCUAGUGCAUCAUCACAGUGUGCCACACGAGGGUCAUGGCCUGAUCACACCGCUUCUGUAUCCAGCGCCCAAGCAGAACAAGCCCACCGUCUUCCCGCUGAGUCCCGAGCCUGAUGAGUGGGAGAUCUGCCGGACGGACAUUAUGAUGAAGCACAAGCUGGGUGGCGGGCAAUAUGGCGAGGUCUACGAGGCGGUGUGGAAGCGUUACGGCAAUACAGUGGCUGUCAAGACCCUGAAAGAGGAUACCAUGGCCUUGAAGGACUUCCUGGAAGAGGCUGCCAUCAUGAAGGAGAUGAAGCACCCCAAUUUGGUGCAAUUAAUAGGUGUUUGCACCCGUGAGCCACCUUUCUACAUCAUCACCGAGUUCAUGUCGCACGGCAAUCUGCUGGACUUUUUGCGCUCCGCCGGCCGCGAAACCCUCGAUGCGGUGGCGCUGCUCUACAUGGCCACGCAGAUAGCCUCCGGAAUGAGCUACCUGGAGUCGCGCAACUAUAUCCACCGGGACUUGGCUGCCCGCAAUUGUUUGGUGGGCGACAAUAAGCUCGUCAAAGUGGCAGACUUUGGACUGGCACGCCUGAUGCGCGAUGAUACGUAUACGGCGCAUGCCGGUGCCAAAUUCCCCAUCAAGUGGACAGCGCCAGAGGGAUUGGCGUACAACAAGUUCAGCACCAAGUCGGACGUGUGGGCGUUCGGGGUGCUGCUGUGGGAGAUUGCCACGUAUGGGAUGUCGCCGUAUCCGGGCAUCGACCUGACCGACGUUUAUCACAAGCUGGAGAAGGGAUAUCGCAUGGAGAGGCCGCCUGGUUGUCCCCCGGAGGUGUACGAUCUGAUGCGCCAAUGCUGGCAGUGGGAUGCCACCGACAGGCCCACAUUCAAGAGCAUACACCAUGCGCUGGAGCACAUGUUUCAGGAAUCGUCCAUCACCGAAGCGGUGGAGAAGCAGCUGAACGCCAAUGCCACCACCACCACCAACGCAGCCAGCGUGAGCAGCAGCUCCGCACCGAGCACAUCGGGUAUAGUCACUGGCGGAGGAGCCACCACCACAACGACGGCGGCCAGCGGCGGUGCCUCAACAUCCUCCGCCACCGCAUCGCUUAGUCUCACCCCGCAGAUGGUGAAGAAGGGUCUGCCCGGCGGCCAGUCUCUCACGCCGAAUGCCCACCACAACGAUCCGCACCAGCUGCAAGCCAGCACGCCCAUGUCAGAAACCGGCUCCAGUUCCACCAAGCUGACCACCUUCUCCAGUCAGGGCAAAGGCAAUGUCCAGAUGCGGAGGACCACCAACAAGCAGGGCAAGCAGGCGCCGGCUCCGCCCAAGCGAACCAGCCUCCUUUCGAGCAGUCGAGACUCGACAUAUCGCGAGGAGGACCCGACCAGCGCUCGUUGCAACUACAUCGACGACCUCAGCACGAAUGGUAUACACAAAUUGAAAACUAGCAAUUAUUUCAGCCAGACCCUUUCUAGAAAUUUCAAGACACAAAUUCCAAAACACCAACACAACAACAAUACACAACAACAAAUACGAACACAACAACAACCAUUACUCCAACAACAACAACAACAGUCCGUACAGCAACAGCAAUCCGUAGCACAGCAACAACAACAUCAACAACAACUACAACAGAAACAACAGUAUUCCAUUAAGAAAUCGUCCUCGUGCAGUAGUUUCCUUUACGACAUCUUAUUUCGAGGCUUGGCCCGGGACAUCAACAGUUUGACGCAGCGUUACGACUCGGAAACAGAUCCAACCGCCGAUCCUGAUACCGAUGCCACCGGCGACAGCCUGGAGCAGAGCCUGAGCCAAGUGGCCGUCGCCUCGCCGGCCAGCAACAAGAUGCAACACUCGCUUCACGGAGGCGGAGGAGGCAUUGGUCCACGAUCGUCGCAGCAGCACAGCUCCUUCAAGCGUCCAACUCCGGCGCCCGUGAUGGGCAAUCGGGGUCUGGAGACCCGCCAGAGCAAACGCUCCCAGCAGGGGCUACCAACGCCACCGUCACCGGCACCAGCCCAUCCACAUCCACAUGGGGCCAGCAAUAAUGGCAGUGCUCACCCCAUCACCGUGGGCUCCCUGGAUGUGAUGAAUGUGAAGAGAGUGGUGAAUCGCUAUGGAACCCUGCCCAAAGUGCAAAGGAUCGGAGCCUAUCUGGAUAGCUUGGAAGAUAGCAGUGAGCCUGCAGCUCCGGCAGUUGCUCCGGUUACUCCCACGCCGGCCAACGGUCAUGCCACACCACCUUCAAGCCGGGUUAAUCCCAAGGUCAGUCCAAUUCCGCCGCAACAAAUGAUCCGGAGCAACUCCUCGGGCGGUGUGACCAUGCAGAACAAUGCAGCGGCCAGCUUAAACAAGCUGCAGCGCCACCGCACCACCACCGAGGGCACCAUGAUGACGUUCUCCUCUUUCCGUGCCGGCGGCUCCAGCAGUUCACCCAAAAGGAGUGGUUCCGGAGUUGCCAGCAACGUUCAGCCAGCUUUGGCCAAUCUAGAGUUUCCUCCUCCACCGCUGGAUUUGCCGCCGCCGCCCGAGGAAUUUGAGGGCGGGGCUCCACCACCGCCACCGCCGGCGGCCGAGAGUGCCGUGCAGGCAAUCCAGCAGCAUCUGCAUGCCCAGCUUCAACCAAACAAUGGGAAUCUCAAUGGGAAUAGCAAUGGCAACAAUAACAACGACAGCAGCCACAACGAUGUGAGCAAUACGGCGCCAAGUGUAGAGGAGGCCAGCUCCCGGUUUGGAGUGUCUCUAAGAAAGCGAGAACCAUCCACAGACUCGUGCAGUUCGCUGGGCAGUCCGCCAGAGGAUCUCAAGGAGAAGCUCAUAACCGAAAUCAAGGCAGCCGGCAAGGAAAGUGCUGCUCCUCUAGCAAAUGGCUGCAGUUCCGGUAUCACAGCUGUGGAUCCCGUCUCCCUGCUGGUCACAGAGCUAGCCGAGAGCAUGAAUCUCCCCAAGCAGCAGCAGCAGAAGCUAACCAAUGGCAAUGGUCAAACCGGUGGCUUUAAGCCGCAGCUCAAGAAAGUUGAAACCAAAAAGAUGAGCCCGCCCACGGCCAAGGCGGAGCCAGCCAGCAAUAUCAUUGACUUCAAGGCCCAUCUGCGUCGCGUGGACAAGGAGAAGGAGCCGCCGGCGCCAGCACAACCAGCUCCAAAUGCGGCCAACAAUGCCAACAACUGCAACGCCUCCACGGGCACGCUCAAUCGGAAGGAUGACAAUAACAAGAAGUAUGCCCAGGCCAUGCAAAAGACUGAAAUCAAAAUCGACGUGACCAACUCGAAUGUGACGGAGGCGGAAACGUCAGCGGCGGCGGGCGAGGGCGAUCUCGGCAAGCGACGAAGCACAGGUAGUAUUAAUAGCUUAAAAAAACUAUGGGAGCAGCAGCCGCCGGCGCCGGACUAUGCCAGCAGCUCGAUCCUUCAGCAGCAGCCGUCGUCGGUGGUCAAUGGCGGCGGCACUUCUAGCUCCCAGCUAUCACCCAAAUAUGGGAUGAUGAAGGCCACUACUACUACUACUGGCACUGCCAAGCCAGGCAACAGGCCACCGCCGGCUGCCCCUCCACCACCGCCCCCGAACUGCACCACCUCCUCCAUAGCAACCACUACCACCAUUACCACCACUACCACCAGUAGCACCUCCAGUAGAGACAGGCACCAGGCCGGCGGCAGCAGCACAACAAUAAAAACCUCUCAUUCAACGCAACUCUUCACAGAUGACGAGGAGCAACCGCACCACGAGGGUUCCUCAACUGGCGGCACCGGCGUUGGAGCCCCGGACAUGACCCAAUCGCUGUAUGAGCACAAGCCACAGAUCCAGCAGAAGCCGGCGGUGCCGCACAAGCCCACCAAGCUGACGAUCUACGCCACACCCAUUGGCAAGCUUGCCGAGCCAACUGGCUCCGGUUCGACGUCCACGCAGAUCUCCAGGGAGAGCAUCUUGGAAUUGGUAGGACUCCUAGAGGGUUCGCUCAAGCAUCCGGUGAAUGCCAUCGCCGGCUCCCAGUGGCUGCAGCUGAGCGACAAGCUCAACAUCUUGCAGAACUCGUGCGUUAUCUUUGCGGAGAAUGGAGCCAUGGCGCCGCACUCGAAGUUCCAGUUCCGGGAGUUGGUCACCCGCGUGGAGGCACAGUCGCAGCACUUGCGCUCCGCCGGCAGCAAGAAUGUCCAGGACAACGAACGCCUGGUGGCCGAGGUGGGCCAGUCGCUGCGCCAGAUCUCCAAUGCCCUCAACAGGUAAAUGAUAAGACGGGGGAUGGACGCGCCCGAU
Molecule: messenger RNA, 6090 nt
Organism: Drosophila kikkawai
Lineage: Eukaryota; Metazoa; Arthropoda; Insecta; Diptera; Drosophilidae
Source: RefSeq, a predicted model, not a curated record